Maniola jurtina (meadow brown) is the source of this 11164-nucleotide messenger RNA. RefSeq names its product ankyrin-3-like. Gene Ontology annotation, molecular function: transmembrane transporter binding. The coding region runs from base 161 to 8026 and encodes 2621 amino acids. NCBI's taxonomy places the organism in Eukaryota, Metazoa, Arthropoda, Insecta, Lepidoptera, Nymphalidae. The record is from RefSeq and is a predicted model, not a curated record. The transcript is spliced from 35 exons. Gene Ontology annotation, biological process: neuronal action potential; negative regulation of delayed rectifier potassium channel activity. Gene Ontology annotation, cellular component: membrane; axon initial segment; synapse.
UCGAUGCGUCGGCUACUUUGACGCGCAAUGUUGCUUUGACGGCCGGUUGUCUAUGGGAGUUCUCGGUCGUAAGAUUAGUGGCUUUGUAUUUUAUGAUCAGUGAAUUAAAAGGAAUUAUUUUAUUUCUAUGUAUGAGAGUGAAUAAAAUAACUAUUUGAAUAUGGCUUUGGAGGGUGUGAAAAGUGAAAAAAGUGAGGAAAACAACGGUAACGUGCCGGACGGCAAGGCGAAUGGGACGGACAACAAAAGUAAACAGAUAGACCCCAACACAGCAUUCCUGCGCGCGGCCCGCGGCGGCCAACUCGACACAGUCGUCGAUCUGCUCGACUCCGGAGCUGUCAAAGAUAUCAACACAUGUAAUUCGAACGGACUCAACGCGUUACACUUAGCCGCAAAAGACGGCCACAUUGCUGUUGUAGAAGAACUACUUAAACGCGGCGCUAUCGUCGACGCAGCCACAAAAAAAGGAAACACAGCACUCCACAUAGCAUGUCUCGCCGGCCAGGAGUCGGUAGCGCGAGCGCUGCUCGGCGCAGGCGCGAAGGCGGACGCACAAUCUGCAGCAGGAUUUACCCCAUUAUAUAUGGCUGCGCAGGAAAACCACGCGGGAUGUGUCAAAAUGCUGCUGGCAGCAGGUGCCAGCCAGACUCUUGCCACCGAGGAUGGCUUCACACCCCUAGCGGUAGCAAUGCAACAAGGUCACGACAGGGUGGUGGCAGAACUACUGGAAUCAGACACACGAGGCAAGGUGCGGUUGCCGGCACUCCACAUAGCCGCUAAGAAAAACGACGUUAAAGCUGCUACGCUUUUACUCGAAAACGAACACAACCCAGAUGCAUGUUCAAAGUCAGGCUUCACUCCUCUCCACAUUGCAGCGCACUAUGGGAACGUGGGAGUGGCCAAGGCUUUGCUGCAAGCAGGUGCGGACCCCGGUCGAGCCGCCAAGCACAAUAUCACGCCCCUACAUGUGGCCAGCAAGUGGGGGCAGCUGGCUAUGGUCGACUUGUUGGUCGAAAAUGGUGCAAAUAUAGCAGCAAUGACGCGCGAUGGAUUAACGCCAUUGCAUUGUGCGGCACGUUCAGGCCACAGUAAUGUCGUAUCGCGGCUCCUCCAACACGGGGCGCCUAUUACCAGCAAGACUAAGAACGGUCUUACCCCUCUCCACAUGUCCGUGCAAGGCGAACACGUGGAGACGGCCAAGGUACUGCUGUCGGAGGGCGCGCCUAUCGAUGACGUCACCGUCGACUACCUCACCGCGUUGCACGUCGCGGCGCAUUGCGGUCACGUUAAGGUAGCAAAACUACUUCUAGACAGAAACGCAGACGCAAACGCACGAGCUCUAAACGGAUUCACACCACUACACAUCGCGUGUAAGAAGAACAGGCUCAAAGUUGUGGAACUACUGCUCAAAUAUGGUGCAAGUAAAUCAGCAACAACAGAGUCAGGGCUGACACCUCUACACGUGGCGUCGUUCAUGGGUUGCAUGAACAUCGCUCUAGUGCUAGUGGGCGCGGGCGCGGAUGCCGAUGCCGCCACGGCGCGGGGGGAGACACCCCUACAUCUAGCGGCGAGGGCGCAUCAGACCGACCUAGUGAGGGUGUUGCUGAGGAAUAAUGCCAAGGUGGAAGCUCGAGCUAGAGAGGAACAGACCCCAUUACACGUAGCUGCUCGACUCGGCCACGGUGACAUCGCGGCGCUACUGCUGCAGCACGGAGCGCAAGUCGCUGCUACAACUAAGGACAGAUACACGCCUUUACACAUCGCUGCCAAAGAAGGCAAAGAAGAAGUAGCGUCAAUCCUUCUCGACCACAACGCCCCCAUAGAAGCAGAAACACGAAAAGGCUUUACCCCUUUACACUUAGCAGCCAAGUAUGGAGACAUAGGCGUUGCAAGACUACUCCUAGCAAGGGGGGCUCAGCCAGAUGCUCCUGGCAAGAGCCACAUCACACCCUUACACAUGGCCACGUAUUAUGGACAUCCGGACAUCGCUCUACUUUUGUUGGACAAAGGUGCCUCCCCACAUUCUUUGGCGAAGAACGGGCAUUCGGCACUUCACAUCGCAUGUCGGCACAAUCAUCCCGAUAUCGCCUUCGCGUUAUUGGAACAUGAUGCGGACCCGGGCGUAAAGUCAAAAGCCGGAUUCACACCACUACACAUGGCAGCUCAGGAGGGCCACGAGGAUUGUGUGGAAAUGCUGAUCGAACGAGGGGCUGACGUCAACGUGCCUGCUAACAAUGGUCUAACACCAGUACACUUAGCAGCAGCGGAAGGUCGCACAGCAGUCCUCAAAGCGCUCCUAGGCGCCGGCGGGAGAUGUGGCGCGCGCACUCGCGACGGCUACACGCCACUACACGCGGCCGCGCAUCACGGACAUCACGCCGCCGCCAAGACACUGUUGGAGGCUGGCGCGGACGUCACUGCUAAAGCCGCUCACGGGUUCACUCCACUCCAUCAAGCUGCCCAGCAAGGGCAUACGCUUAUCAUUCAACUGUUGCUCAAGAGCAAUGCUGAUCCCAACGCGUUAUCAGCCAACGGCCAAACGGCGUGUGCAAUAGCAGACCGGCUAGGCUACAUCAGCGCUGUGGAAGCUCUGAGGCCACUCACCGAAAACACUUUGAGCCAGGCUGUAGGUGAUACCGGUGGUUUAGAAGGCAAAUACAGGGUCGCGGCGCCUGAGCUCAUGCAGGAUACAUUCAUGAGCGACUCCGAGGACGAAGGCGGAGAAGUGGAGUGUCCAAUCCAACAGCAGCAACAGUACCGUUACAUGAACAGUGAAGCGGGCACGUUGAACCGGGCGCGGCCGCUGGAGGACAGCGUCACAGAUGGACACCUCUGGCCCAGCAACAACGACAGCCGCGUCGCCACCAUCGAGCGACAGCCGCUCGACAUCGGAUUCCUGGUGUCGUUCGUGGUGGACGCUCGAGGUGGCGCGAUGAAAGCUAAGCGGCGCGGCGGGGUGCGAAUCAUCGUGCCUCCCGCUGCCUGCGCCGCUCCCACCAGAGUCACGUGCCGAGCGGCCACACGAAGAGCUCCCGUGGCGGCGCCUCCCCCACUCAUGGAAGGCGAAGCCCUGGCCUCAAGACUGCUGGAACUGCAACCACAGGGAGCCAAAUUUUUAGGGCCCGUUAUCAUCGAGGUGCCAAUCUUCACAGCGUCGUGCCCUGAGCGGGAAAUCGUAAUACUGCGAUCUGACACGGGGGAGACCUGGCAGGACCACUACCUGCACAACAAUGACAACCCUAUGAUACAAGAAGCGUUAACCCGCGAAAGACAAGAUCACGGAAACAGCGGCGAAAGCUUGGGCGAGGCUGGAGAGCGAGUCACACGCAUCAUCACUUGCGACUUCCCACACUAUUUAGCUGUGGUGUCGCGAGUCAGACAAGAAGUACACAUCAUUGGACCUGAGGGAGGCACUAUAUCUUCUGCUCACAUACCACAAGUCCAAGCCUUAUUCCCGCCGCAAGCGCUCACAAAACGCAUCCGCGUCGGUCUUCAAGCGCACGGAGCCAACAGCACCCUCUGUCGACGAGUCCUGCCUCGACACGCGGCCGUGUCCCCCGUGCUCACCGUGGAGCCGCGGCGGAGGAAGUUCCACCGCAGCAUCACUCUCACUGCUCCUCUACCGCAUCCCGCUGAUCAGAAGAUCAACAGCCACGACAAGCAAUCCACCGCAAACCUGCGACUACUGUGUUCCAUAAUGGGCGGGCAAGCGCGUGCGGUGUGGGAAGACGUCACGGGAUCCACACCUCUAACCAUCACGGAUGACUGUGCUUCUUUCACCACCACUGUUUCAGCCAGAUUCUGGCUGAUGAAUUGUCAAAAUGUUAGCGACGCAACGAAACUAGCAACAGAAUUAUACAGAGAAAUGCUUCUGGUACCAUUUGAAGUACGCAUCGUUGUAUUGGGCAAACGCCUGGACGCUUUAGAAGGGCGGUUGCUAGUGCUGUAUAUCACCGACAGAUACGCUUAUGACACGCUACUGCAUCAGGAGCACUACACCGAAGUGGCACACUCGACCUCGGUGCGGUUCCUGGACAGCAAACCUGUGUACCUGGAAUUCUCUGGAAACCUCGUGCCCGUCACCAAGUCUGGAACACAACCCACUUUCAUCUUCGAGGCUUUCAAGGACAACCGCGUGGAAUUCACCGUUCGCGUCAAACAUCACGAGGAGACCCCGUCGGGCAGAAUUUACUUCAUGAACGAACCUAAGGUGGCGAAGGGUGAACAGUCGCCUAAUCCCGCGUGCGUGUUAGACGUAUCUCUGCCCGAACGCAUCGCGCCUAGAGCGGCCAAGAGCCAUCUCGACUGUCUCAACUUGGACCAGUCUGGAUUUGACGCCCUCAAGGAUGAGCUGAGCUUCCACUGGGGAGACCACAACCACAGCAUCAACCCACCAGCCAUUCCCGAAGACGAGCCGCUACAACUCAACGGGCAUGAUAAGACUAUUGCUAAUGGUGACGUCAAGUAUCCCACCAAAGAUACGCAGGAAAAGGACACGAAGCCGCACGUAAAUGGUGACACCCUGCACGUUGAUUCCAAUAAAACAAAAGCUACUUUUGAUUCCGACGAAGACAAGACGCCAAUGAACACUCUAGAGAAGGGUAAAAAGAAGCCUGAAGGAGGUUCCUUCCUUGGCGGGCUUGCUGAUAAAGUAAAGAAUGUGUUCAGUCACAGUGACGAUAAAGACAGCAGCAAAGAAUCUUCUCCCAAACCUCAGCCCAAACCACGCGAAUCCAAAGAAAAAUCACCACCAAAACCUGCCCCGAGAAUCAUAAACGAGGACAUACUUGAAAAAGUAGAAGAUAUGUUCAAGGAUGUACGUCAAAAGCCACACCUUAAAGAUGACGACGAUCUCAAUAGCCAAGUGUAUUCCACUAAACUGAUGGUAGAUGAAGAAGAUCCUAAGGAUUUACGUAUUAAAACCGAAGACGUAUACGAGCAAUAUCAGCAUAUGCAACCCGUAGAUACUCCUCUGCGUUAUAAGACUACCGAUCCAUUCCAGUUCUAUGACGACUGCUGUAAAAGCAAAUUCAAGGGCGAAAAACAUAGUCACGAGGAGACCUCUAAUUUAGCCGACAGAAUUGAACAAGUCAAGUUUACCACACAUGAAAAGAUACACGAGAUCUCCGACAGUGCUCACGGUGAAUUACAAAAUGCUCUCAGUAAAGUCAAAAAAGAAAAAGAUAAUGUCAGACAGCAAGCCAACGAAAUACAAGAAGAUUUAAUAGUAAAGUCUGAAAAUAUUAAAAAUGACCUUAUUAGUAAAGAAGAAAAAUUAAAGUCAGACCUAAAAGACGAUGCAAACAGGCUAAAUGAUGCAGUUAGUAAUAAGGUGGAUGAUAUUUCAGAAUCAGUGAAAAAAGUUCAAGAAAAACUUAGUGAUGAAACAGCUGAUUUGCACAGCAAAAUCUCACACACACUUGAUAAUGUACCUAUACUCUUUAAUAACUCUAAGGAAAAGUUGACCGAUAAAGUUCAUUUAAUGGAUUUUGCUGCAAUAGAAAGAGGUGAACAAAUGAGACUAAAUGGUCAAGAUGAGAUAUCACAGAUGGGAAAAUCAUUUGAACGUGUAGCAGAUAACAUAAGUAGCAAAACUGAAGAUAGUACGAAUUCAGUUUCAAGUAAAAUUCAUCAUCUUAAAAUGGAUGUAGAAAAUCAAGUUGAAAAUAUUACAAACACAGUUAAUGAGAAAGCAAGUGAUGCUACUGAAAAUGUAAAUAGCAAGAUUGAUAAUGUUAAGAAAGGGACUGAAGAAACAAUAGACAAAGCCAAACUUGCAACUAAUGAAAAAAUAAAUGAAGUGAAUGAAUCUAUUGAAGUUGUUAAAGAGAAAGGGAAAAAAGCAAAGUCAAAAGCUGAAAAGAAAUCUAAAGAGGGUAAAAACUUUUUCACGGGACUUGUCCAAAACAUUUUUGGAGAGAAAGACAAAAUAGAGGAUGACGUUAAAGGAAAAGUAGCUGAGGGUAAAAAAUCCGCAAAAGAAGCAGCAAGACAAAAUUCUGAAGCGAGAGAUAACUUAGAAGAUAGUAUUGCUAAAGAGAAUGAAAAAAUAAGACAAGAUACAGAAAAGUUUUUGCAGAGCGCAAAAGAUGAAAAAGAUGUAAUUGUUAAAAACAUUCAAGAUAAAAAAGAAGACAUCGUACAAAUCAGCCACGAAAAGUCAGAAGAAAUUGUUAAUGGUAUUCAAAACAAAACAGAUAAUUUGAUACAAAGUGGGCAUGACAAAACAGUAUCAUUUGUCAAAGACGUGGAAGAUAAAAAAGAUGAAUUAUUGCAGAACGCCCAAGACACGAAACAAAAUAUUAUGAAAGGUAUGCAAGAUAAAACUGAUGAAUUCAUGCACUGUGCCCAAGACAAAACGGAAAAAAUUGUACAAGAUGUUAAAGGUAAAAAAGAACAAUUAGUACAAAGUGCUAAAGAUUCAACAGAAAAUGCGGUCACAGACAUACAAAUUAAAAAAGACCAAUUAGUAAAAAGUACACAAGAUGCUUCCGAAAACGCUGUUAAUUAUUUGCAAGAUAAGAAGAACGAAUUGCUACAAAACUCUAAACAAACUGUACAAUUUGCACAAGAUUAUACAGAUGACUUUCUGCAAAAUGCCAAAGAUAAAAAAGAUGGAAUUUUAAAUGACGUACAAUAUACAAAAGAAAAUUUGUUGCAAAAUACUCAAGAGAUUAUUAAAGAUGUUCAAAAUGAGAAAGAUGAAUUAGUUGAUACAGCAAAAGACGCAACUGAAAAAUUUACCAGUAGUGUACACGAUAAAAAAAAUGAAAUGAUACAAAACGCACAAAACAGAACUGAGGAUCUUGUCAAAGUUGCAAAAGGUAAAAAAGACGAGUUAGUACAAAGUGCAGAAAAGCAGGGCGAAGAAAUUGUUACAAGUGUUCAAGAUAAAGCGGCUGAAGUAGUACAAAAUGUUAAAGACGAAAAGAAUAAAGCAGCACAAAAGGCAAAAGACACGAAAAAACAGUUAGAAGAUUUUCUGUUUAAUGAGAAAAAUGAAUUUGAAACAGCUUUACAUCACAAAGUCGAUCGAGCUGAUAAAUCACUUAAAGAUACUAAACAAAGUGUAGAAACAGCAAUCACAGAUAAAAAAAAUGAACUAACAAAUAUUAAAAAUUCAGUACAGUUUGAAGCUGAAGACCGACUGAGCCGAAUUAUACAAGAGGCUGAACAGACUACGGAUGAAAUUAAAAGGACAGCUGAGGAAACUUUAAAUGCUGCAGCGGAUAAGAAAUCUCAAGUAGAUGCUAAAAUAGCCAACAAAGUUAGUGAUAUCAAGGAUUCCGGAAAUGAAGAAUUAGCGAGGGUCCGAAAUAUCGCAAACGAAAAAGGAAACGCAUUACAGAAGUCAGCAAAGGCUUCAUUUAUUCAUGUUCAGGAUUCAGCCUCCAGUGCUUUCGACCAGUGUGAAAGUGCCGCGAAGGAUAAAGUAAACGACGCUAAGUAUGCGUACGAAGAUUUGCAAAGUUCCGCUCGAGAUACUUUCGCUGAUUUCAGAGAUGACGUGCAAGGACUAGAAAGUUCUGCCCAGGAUACACUGCACAGUUUUCAGAGUUCUGCGGGUAAUACGUUUGACAGUUUAGAUGAAUCGACGCGGGAAUUCGCUGGUGAUGCCCAAAACACUGCAUCGAAAACCGAGGAAAAUGCUAAGGAGUUGUUCGGAAACGUGCAAGACACGUUCGAAGGUUUCCAACUAGCUGCUGGAAAUAAACUUGAGGAUGUUAAGGGAUCAGCGAAGGACAGGUUAGAAGAGGCUGACGAAGGGCUGGAAAAGACGACCGAAAACGUAAAACAGGGCGUGAGAGAAACCGAGGAGGCUGUGACUGACGCACUCUCUAAUGAAGCAGAUAAAUUCACGAGCAGUCUUAAUGAUUUGGGAAAUUCUGUCUUCGGAAUAUCCGGCAAAGGAUUCAUGAAGGAUUCCAGCACGAAACUGCUUGAAUCUGAAAAAUCGCAGUCUUCACCAUCACCACACAAGAAAAGUUCGGGAAUACCGAAGCUUAAGAGGAAGAAUAAGAAAUAAGCGAACGAGCGACCUGCGGCGAACGACGUAUGGUAUAUAGUCUAGCUUAGACACACGGACUAAACGAAAAAGAUAGACUAACAAACGUGAUUACGAAAAUUCGUUAAUAUAAUUUAAUAACUGAGGACCUCCACCUUUUUGGGAAGUAUGUUGAUGAAGCCUGUCCCCUAAAAAUGAAAGUUGUGGUUAUCAUUGCUACAAUCGUAAUUAAUGUGUUUGACUGAAAGUUUGUAUCAAACUAGCACAAUACAUGUUUGAACUAAUGAACUACAUGUUUUGUAAAACUUUUGACACCUCUUCAGAAAAAAUUGACAUUUUAAUUAUCACGAAUAACGGAUCACGUGUAAUUCUGUCUAGCUUUUCCUUUAGUCUGUGUUUAGACUUAAUAUUUAUUUGUUAUUGUUAAUAUACUGUCUGGUACUAUUGUUUCACGGGUGCUCUUACAUAUAAAUAUUAGAAUUUUUAUUUAUAAAAAAGUUUUGGACGAGAAUUCUUUAAGUGAUUUAAAGGAUCGAAUACAAUCGAUUUGAUAUUGAUUUUAUAAUAUUAUGAUAUAGACAUUAUGACAUGCCCAAUACAUUAUAUAAUAUGAGAAGAAGAAUAGUCUAGAUCCAACAUAUAAUUACCCACUUUUGGUUCUAAUUAAAGACAAAUCAGUGAAACAAUAGUAGUUGUAGUGUAGAAAGCAUUGUGUAUUACUCUCGUCUAAGUGGAUGUCUAUUCAACAAUUGUACCUAUACUACUUUUUUGAAUGUCGGUUAAAGGGAUUAUUCGUGUUUACUCGAAUAGCAACAGAUAAUGGGAGCUGUCAAAUUACAUAAAAAUUCCCGUAAUAUUAAGGUUAGUGCUUUUAAUGUUAAGAGGCCUUACACACGGAUGAUUUUUCUGCUGCGUUUUAAUAAUGCGUUUUAUCACUUGAUACGAAUCUUUUUAAAAUUAAUCAUAAAACACCUUCUAUAAAUGUUAUAUCGGUGUAAGGUCAGUCGGUGUUUAUAUGAUAAAUUAUUAUUAAUUAGAGUGAGAUUCGAUUAGUACGAACGCCCGUUAAAAAUGAUGGUAAAAUGCUUUGCUUGAAAGAUUAUGCAACCUUUGGGUGUCCAGAUUUCUCGAUAUGAAGUCGUACGGGAUAUUUUGUGAAAGCAGCUUUAUUUCUUACAUAUUUGACCCUCGUGUUUCUAAGCUAACUGACGUAACUUACUGAUGUUGUAACUAAUAUGAUACCGAUUUAAUGCAGCGUAAAAGAUGGACGUGUGUAAGGACUCUUGAAUGUAAAUAGAUUAAAGGCUAUGCAUGAUUGGCUUUAUAACAAUAUGUUAUUGUGUAUAUGACGAAACAAAACAUAGCUGGUCUAUUUAACGGAAGCUGAUAGUGAGUUUUUCGUGUUAUUGGGAACCUUUAACACUACAGAAAAUGUUUUUGUUUAUUGUUGUAUUGUGUUUGUUUGAAAAGUUUAUUGUUUUUAUAACCUCACCAAAAUGUUUAAAAAAUAUAUAAAUUAUAAAUACCUACGUUUAUAUCUAGUUGAAUAAACGACCUAAGUUUUUUUAAUAUCCCGCCAUUUCUCACUGUCAGCUUUUUAGACUCUAUGCGCUAUCCAGUGAAUACAAAAUGCUAUACCUAGCUUCCAUUGUCAAGUACAAAUGAGUACAGUCAUUAUGGCAAAUAUUAAUUUAACAAUUCGAUUUCAAAGAAAUCGUGUCUACUUAGUAGUAGGUUAAUAAUAAUUUUUAAUGCAAAUUAAUUAAAUUUACCUAAUGUUUUUUUUUAAUAAUUUAUACAGAUUUAUACAAGUUGAAUCAUGUCUUUAAUCUUGCCUGUCUAUCGAUUUUUUUUGUAAACUGUUUAAAAUCAUAUUGCAAUUUUAUACAUCGACAUAUUAAUUAUUAUAUAAUUUUAUUAAUUUGUAUAAAAUAGUCAUUUUGUUACGAGUUAGAUUUUAUACUGUUGCGUCUAAUAUCUUUUUAAAAUGAAUAAAAUUAAAAUUCAAUCUAAUGAGAAUUAAGGCCCCUUAAUAUUAAGGGCCCACAUAUUGUGUAGAUGUAGAAAUUUUAUUAUAGUGACGUGAAAUCAGAUAAUUUUGCAUUUCUGUAUAAUAAUUUUAAGUAUUUAUGUAUAAUAGAAGCCGAUAUCAAUGUUUUAUGUUGCAUAAUUUAUUGUAUUUUAACACGUGUUUUCUUUAUAAAGUCUACACUGCUUUUGUACAGUAUUUAGUGGGUGUUAAGUAAUUUGCAGCAUCCGUUUCGUUCUGUGGAUCGACAAGUCCAUAGCUUUAUCAUAGAUCUGCUAGGGUAUUUAUUUUUAUACACUUACGACUUAAUAUAUUAUUUUUAGUUAACAAAUUUGAAAUACAUAUUGAUUCGCCGAUAUUCAGACCCCGUUCACACGGCAGUAAGAUCGCACGUUUUUUGCAAGGUGAAUCUUACCAGAUACGUAGCUCGGCGCUUCCACUGAGUAUAGAACCAUUUACACGUUGUUAGUAUUAGUACUGUAAAAAACGUAUCCACACAGUUUUAACCGUAUAAAUGGUUCUACACCCAGUGAAUUGGUAACGUAAUGGUGCCAGUUGCCACCUACAAUUCGGUAAGAGUUAUCCAGCGAAAAAAACGUGCGUUGUUAAUACCGUGUGAACGGAGUCUAUAAAUUAAAUCGUAAAACGGAUUUCUAGGCGUGAAAAUUUAUUGAAAUUUCAUAGUGAACGAAUAAAUGUGUAUUUCAAUUUAAACAUUUCCUUCGAGUGUAGUUUGACACUAUAAAAGUAUAUAAUAUCAAUAAAAUAUUUUUAAUUAACUUUAAACUUAUUUCAAGGUCACGAAGCGGCCAUUUUGAAUGCCGCAAAUUGUCCGUCUUUUACUUAUGUCGAAAUGUUUUCUGUAACUGUAAGGAUAUUGCACAAGUGUAAGCGCCAACAAACUACGGAAUUUUGAUCAGCCGAUUACUGAAACUAGUUGCUACACUAAUCGCCCGAUACAAGACACUUAGCAUUGAGAAAUUCGAAGUAGGUCAUCGAUUAAAUAAUGUGAGUACAGUAGGAGAGAUACAGUACUUUGACGCCUUUGAUCUCGUGGUAAAUGAGGACCACUACUACAAUCCACGAUUUUUCCAUAGUACUGAUGAUUGGGUACUGAUAAGAUACCAUAA